Plutella xylostella (diamondback moth) is the source of this 1891-nucleotide messenger RNA. Its product is annotated as lipase 3. The record is from RefSeq and is a predicted model, not a curated record. NCBI's taxonomy places the organism in Eukaryota, Metazoa, Arthropoda, Insecta, Lepidoptera, Plutellidae.
UAGCUAUGUACCCGGAUACAUUUCAUCAAACAAACACAAUGUACCCUUAAACUGUUUUAAAAAACAUUACAAAUCCCGCUUAUCGCAGAAAAAAUAACACGAAUAAAACGUUCCUGUUGUUGCAGACACAAUAAUGAGCGAGUCUCUAUUAUCAUGCUCCGUGACGCACUGACCCCGGAGAUCGGGUCAGCACCACUACAUUAAUACUCGUCUCCAAUGCCGGCCGAGCGAGUCACACACACACGGCCGCACGAGGCGUCCAACAUGAGACUCAUUCUGCUACUGUGUCUGUGCGCGGCGCGAGCUCAAUCCUACAACCCGUUUUUCGACGUUUUUAUCACCAACAGCGUUGAAGAGGACACGACCGAAACGAUAAACACGUUCUUCACCGACUCUACGACCAAAAUGAGAGCGUUUCUAGACGGACAGCGCAACAAAGUGGAGAAAGUGUGGAGCUCGAGCUACGAGAGCGCCGUCAAGAUGAAGGACUCCGUGCAGAGCUUCGUCGACGAGAAACAGAAGAAGAUGACCGAGGACUUCACCAGCUACGUGGAGUCGGUGAAGGAGAGCAGCCGGAAGGUGGUGGACAACUGGUCCUUCCUGCCGACGGCGGACGAGGUGGGCGCGCGCCUGGACAACCCGCCCGCCGCGCUGUCCGUGCCCGCCAUCAUCGCGCGCAACGGCUACCCCUGCGAGACCCACACCGUCGUCUCCGAGGGAUACAUCCUCAACGUGCACCGCAUACCGCGCGCCUUCGGCACCGACACUCCGUCGAAAACCGUCCUACUCCAGCACGGAUUAUUCGCCAGCUCGGCGGACUGGAUCCUGAACGGGCCAGAGAAAGGUCUCGCCUACACACUGGCCGAUGCCGGCUACGACGUCUGGAUGGCUAACAUCAGAGGGAACAAGUACUCCAGGGAGCACGCGUGGCUGAAGACUGACUCCAAGAGCUACUGGAACUUCUCCUGGCAUGACGUGGCGCAGCACGACGUCCCCGCCAUCAUCGACUACAUCAUGAAACUGAAAGGCAGCGGCACUAAGAUCACGUACAUCGGCCACUCGAUGGGGACCACGAUCCUGUUUGCUAUGCUGACGCUACGACCGGAAUACAACAAGAUAUUGAGUUCGGGUAUAGCUCUAGCGCCUGUCGUCUUCAACACGGACGUCAAGUCUCCGUUGAAGGUGUUAGCUCCGAUAGCGAGUCACAUUGCGUAUACGGAGAUGUUGUACGGUUCGCACGAGUUCAUCCCGAAGAACUCUGCUCUAGGGAAGCUGACUAGCUCGUGCGACGCCAGCAACCCUGAUUCAUCGAUGUGCAAGAACGUGAUGUUCUACAUCUGCGGGCACGACGAGCAGCAGUUCAACAAGCUGGUGAUGCCGGUGUUCCUGGCGCACCUCGGCACGGGCACCUCGUGGAAGACGGCGCUGCACUUCGCGCAGGAGGCGGUCGCCGGCGGCAAGUUCCAGCAGUUCGACUACGGAUACAACAACCAGAAAGUCUACGGCACAGACAAUCCGCCAGAGUACGAUCUGAGCAAGGUAACUCUGCCGAUAACCUUGUUCUGGGCGCAGAAUGACCUUCUGUCCAGUGAGAAGGACGUCAAGCUGCUAUAUGAGAAGCUCCCGAAGAAGACGACUCGCAUGUACUUGGUGCCAUUCCCCGAGUUCAACCAUUUAGACUAUCUGUGGGCCGUGGAUGCUCCGACGCUCCUGAACAAUAAGAUAUUGGAAUUUUUGCAAAAGACGUAAGAAGGGCGUCUCUGUAAGUUCACAGACGUUUUUGCGAAUAAUAUUUUUUGUACAUUUCACUGGCUUCAUGAGAACAAUAUGAAGCCUCGUGUGCCUACAUUAAUAUCAAUUACUGUUUAUUUUGAAUAAAAUAUAGAUUUGA